Messenger RNA from Alternaria postmessia, 747 nucleotides. RefSeq lists its product as uncharacterized. The record is from RefSeq and is a predicted model, not a curated record. The transcript has a single exon. NCBI's taxonomy places the organism in Eukaryota, Fungi, Ascomycota, Dothideomycetes, Pleosporales, Pleosporaceae. The coding region runs from base 1 to 747 and encodes 248 amino acids.
AUGCCUUCCUCAUCGCAUCUCCGCAUACAAACCUCCUUCGAGCCCUUCACCGCCGAGACCACCCGCUCCCACUUUGUCUCUUCACCACCGCAAAAGAAGCAGAAGAUGUCUCUCACCCAAACCUACUACAUUGCUGCCUCCGCCCGCUCCAAGCUCGGCAAAGAGGCAUGCAGGGCCGACCACGACCUCCGCCUUCUCGUUGGACACGCAAACCUCCUCGACAGCCUCAUGGUCGAGCUCCAAGACGCCGAACGCCAGCAAGAACAAUGGUUCAACCAGACCAUGGCCAAGGCCUCCAAGUCCGAAGAGCCCCGCCACAUUCAAUGGGCCGACAGCAUUGCUGAGGAGGAAGACGACGACGACGAGUCCGACUCGGACUCUGAGAACGAAGACGACUUUGACAUGAUCCCCCUGCCUCGCCGCAUCGCUCAGUCACCAGUUCAGAUCAGCACAAUGGAGGUCGACGACGACGAGGAUGAGGACGAAUUCUACGACGACAUGGAGGACGACUCGGAGCUCGCUCUUACUCGAGUGCCAUCGCAACUACAAUCACCACCCGAGCUCACCUACGAAGAAGAGUCCGAUGACGAGUCACCACCUACAUCGCCCCCACAAGCGUCUUUCAACUUCUCCGACAAGGAGGCCAUGCUUACAACAACCUUCUACGACGCAAAACCAGCCUCGCAAGACAUCGAGGACCAUCCGCUGUUCAUGGAUACCACCGCUCCGCUCAUCUCAAGUUAUUAG